UCACACUGAACUCAUGCAACGGCAAGUAGUUCCGAAGCCCGCUCCGGGAGGAGCGGGCCUCGGCGCUGGUCCGUCUAGAGGAACGGCGCCUGAUGCCGUCGACCUUACACAGGAGGAUGUAGCCGAUGAGGAUGAGAACUUGGUGGUGGUCGGCGCGACCCGAACCAAAGUCGUCGGCGUGCGCUAUUAUGAAGGAGAAGCAAACCUGAACGAGAUGGUGCUGCUAGUCCGCGAGCCCAACAACCCAUAUGACAGAUGGGCCAUCCGGGUGGACAACGUGCGUGGUGAGAAGAUUGGCCACAUCUCCCGGGAGCAAGCGGCCGUGAUCUCGCCCCUGAUUGACAAGGGCCAACUCCGUAUCGAGGGUGUGGUCCAGGGGGCCAAGGGCGCCUACUCCAUGCCCAUAGACCUGGUGUUCCUGUGCCCUCCGCCGGGGGCAGGGGGGGCCGCAGGGGGUGUGGACCCGGACAGCCUGCGCAGGCGGCUGAGGGCGGGGGGCAUAGCGCUGGGAGGGGGAGGAGGAGGAGGGGGAGGGGCAGCAGCAGGUGGGUCGUAUGUACAGGUGAUGAGUCCGAGUGAGGUGGACAGGUCACUGGAGAAGAUGUUUGACGACCUCCACGCCGCCUCCCCCCUGCAACUCGCCAUGGACCCGGACCCCGAGGUCAUCUCCCCGCUGUUCCCCCACCAGCGGGUGGCGCUAGCCUGGAUGGUGGCGCGCGAGAACGACAGCAGCCUGCCGCCAUUCUGGGAGGAGCAGCGGGCGGGAGGGGGAGGGGGCAGGGAAGGGGGCAGCGGGGGUGGGCGAGCAGGUGCAGCAGGAAGGGGAGCAGGUGCAGCAGCAGCAGGAGCAGCAGCAGUAGGAGGAGCAGGGGUGCGCUACCUGAACUCGCUCACCAACUUCUCCUCGCCGCAGCGACCGGAGCCGCUGAGGGGCGGCAUUCUGGCGGAUGACAUGGGGCUGGGCAAGACCCUGACCAUCAUCUCCCUGCUCGCCACCAACCGCCGGGGGGUGCCCCUGCCGCCCACCUACAUGCUGGACCUGGCAGCGGACCCGGGGCAGGGGCAGGAGGCGGGGCAGGGGCAGGGGGCGGGGCAGCAGCUGACGGCAGGGGCAGCAGCAGGUGGGUCUUCGGCAGGGGCAGGAGGAGCAGCAGGAGCAGCAGCAGCGGGGUCGCGCCAGAAGACACGUGCCGGGGGAGGUCCCAGUGGUGGGGGCGGGAGGAGGAAGGCGGCCGGGCGCGGCAAGAGGGCGGCGAGGAGGCGGAAGGGGGACGAGGAUGAGGACGAGGAUGACAGUGAUUACGAGGAGGAGGAGGAGGAGGAGGCGGGAGGGGGAGGCAGCGAUGAGGAUUACGUACCGCCCAGCAAGCGAAGGAAGACCGCUGCGGGCGCCGCCGUCGCCUCCAAACCCGCCGCCAAGGCUGCUAAGCCCGCCAGGACCGCAGCUGCCCGCAAGACUACUACAGCUGCUGCUGCUGCUGCCAGCGCUGGUGCCUCAUCUGCCACCGCCGCCUCCUCCGCUCAGCCGCCUCAGCCUACCGCGCAGCCUGCCCCCUCCGCUCCGCCCCGCCCCGACGGCCCCCGCUGCACGCUGGUGGUGUGCCCGGUGUCGGUGCUGGGCAACUGGGUGCAACAGCUGGGGGAGCACACGGCGGGGGGGCUGAAGGUGUACGAGUACCACGGCCCCAACCGCAACCGCUCCGCCGCCUUCCUGUCCUGCCAGGAUGUCGUACUCACCUCGUACAACGUGUUGGGGGGCGAGCUGGGGGAGG
Messenger RNA from Astrephomene gubernaculifera, 1772 nucleotides. Lineage: Eukaryota; Viridiplantae; Chlorophyta; Chlorophyceae; Chlamydomonadales; Astrephomenaceae. The record is from the annotation of a GenBank genome assembly.